AGGUGCUCCCUGUGUCUUGGAAUCCUCAACCUGGAGAAGCAUGAGAAAACUAACUAUAAUUGAACAUCUGGAAUGAAUAAAAGAGUGAGAAAUUAUGGAAACAGAGAACCUCACAGUGGUGACAGAAUUCAUUCUUCUUGGUCUGACCCAGUCUCAAGAUGCUCAACUUCUGGUCUUUGUGCUAGUCUUAAUUUUCUACCUUAUCAUCCUCCCUGGAAAUUUCCUCAUCAUUUUCACCAUAAAGUCAGAUCCUGGGCUCACAGCCCCCCUCUAUUUCUUUCUGGGCAACUUGGCCUUACUGGAUGCAUCCUACUCCUUCAUUGUGGUUCCCAGGAUGUUGGUGGACUUCCUCUCUGAGAAGAAGGUCAUCAAGCUGGCCUGUACCGAUACCUUUGUGGUGGAGCUUCUGAUGGUCUCCAACAGUGGCCUGCUCAGCCUCCUGUGCUUCCUGGGCCUUCUGGCCUCCUAUGCAGUCAUCCUCUGUCGUAUAAGGGAGCACUCCUCUGAAGGAAAGAGCAAGGCUAUCUCCACAUGCACCACCCAUAUUAUCAUUGUAUUUCUCAUGUUUGGACCUGCUAUUUUCAUCUACACUCACCCCUUCCAGGCUUUCCCAGCUGACAAGGUAGUUUCUCUUUUCCAUACUGUCAUCUUUCCUUUGAUGAACCCUGUUAUUUAUACACUUCGCAACCAGGAGGUGAAAGCUUCCAUGAGGAAGUUGUUAAGUCAACAUAUGUUUUGCUGAAUAGAAGAAAGAGAAAAGCAAGACAGGAGAAAGUCCAGUUGAAUUUAGCUAAAUCAUUUCCUCAUUCAUGCAUUGAAUCAGUCAGUCAUUUAGCAAGUAUUAUAAUUAUUAAGCACUUCCCAUUUUCAGGCACUAUUCCAGGCAUAUGAAUGAGACAGGUAAGAUUCCAGGUCUCCUAGAUUUAUAUUCAAGGGGAUAAAUACAGGUUAUUAAAUUUGAAAAACAACUAUAGUUUCAGAAAGAAACAGUGUUCCGUAGCAAGCAGAAAGUGGUAUUAUGCUAGAGAUUAGCUGGGGAGGUGGUAAUUACCUUACUUUUGGUUGUUAAGUGAGGCCUCAAGUGGUGUUUAGCUGAAACCAAUAUGAUUUGAAAGAAACAACCAUGCAAAUAUCUGGGGACAGAAAUUCUAGGCAAAAAGGCUGACUAGUAAAAGAAUCCAAAGAUCUUAUGAGCUUGUUAUAUUUGAUGACCAUAAAAAGGAAGAGAACAGCUGUACUAUAUUUAGUGAAUGUGAAAAUGGCAAAAAUUGAAGUCGAAGAAUUUGGUAGGGGUAAAAUUAUGUACAGCAUUUCAGUCAAUAAGAAGUUCAAUUUAUUCAGAUUUCAAAAGGAGAUUCUUGAAAGACAAUAAGCAGGAGAGUAACUCUAAUGUUUCCUAUUUGACUUAAGGGAAGAUCCUCAAGAUUCUGAUUACAGAACUAUGAGUAGUAAAAUAUCAUUAAGUGGAAAGUGCGUGCUGCUAAGUAUUUUUUACUUAUGUCAACACUUAAAAGGUCUAGUUACUUUUUCUAAUUUGAUAGAGAGAGAAAAUUAAAACUGUUAUAUUUUAUCAGAAACCGUGAAAAGACAAUUUAGCUAUAUAUUUCAAAGUUUUGCAGAGAUUUCUGCUUAUUCCUAAUGGGUAUUUUUUAAACAUUAGAUAAAAACUUGAGUUCACUUACAAAUUAUUUCACCCUGAAUGCAAUGAUCAAUAGUUAUAUGUAAUACAAGUUAUUAUUUAGAUAACUAAACCACUCUGAUUAUUUGAAUAAGCAUAUAUAAGGCAUUAGAUACUUACAAAUCAUUGAAGAACUAUAAGACCAGGCUGUAGACCUGGCUUACUAAAAUAAAUUUCUAAACAUUACCAAUAAAUUGGUCUAUAUAAGGAGUAACUGUCCCCACAGCAAUUAUGAAUGUAGGGAACACAGAAAUCAUUUUUUAACUGCCAGUUCCACGAUUACAGCAUUUGAACCAUCUGCCUAUGAUCAGGAAAAUACUCAGUAUUGCUCUAAUCCUGUUAGACAUCCCUACACAAAAUGGAAACCUUAACAUUUUGUAAUAUCUAUUACCACUUCCUUCAUUUCAUUUUUUAAAUUUACUUUUAAAACUAUUAUUAUUAUUAUUAAAGCCUACAUAACUCAGUGGUCUCUCAUCCAAGUAUUAACCAGACCCAAUCCUGCUUAGCUUCUGAGAUGAGACACGAUCAGGCACAUUCACUUCCUUCACUUCUAAAUUUUAAUCUUUCAUAAGUGAAUUAGAAGUCCUGAGAAUAUAUCAGAGACUGAUUUUAAACCUGGCAAUCUACGAAUGAGCCAGAGAUUGACUGAGUCCUAUGAAACCUGAAAAUCAGCUUCAACUCCACAAAACCUUUAUUUAAAUUAAGGCAGGGCUUCUUAACUUCGGCACGAUUGGCAUUUUGGACAAAAUAAUUAUUUGUUGUAGGAGGCUGCCCCAUGCAUUGUAGGUUGUUUAGUAGCAUUCCUGACCUCUACUUACUAGGUGCCAGGAGCAUUUUCUUAGUGUAACAACCAAAAAUAUUUCUACAUAUUGCCAAAUGUUCCCUAAAAGGUAAAUUUUUUACAAUGAGAAACACAGCAUUAAGGGGAUUUACUUCUAUGUCCAUCUUGUAAUGAGGUGUGUGAACUUUCUUUGCAGGAAGUAACAUGAACUGGAGCCUAUACAACCUAUAAUUUUUAAUAAACAAUAUCCAUAAUUUAAUAAAAAUCAUAAGAAACACCAGAAGAGUGAAAAAAAUUUUCAAAAUAAAGAAAAAAGAUAAAUAAUUGGAAUAUAAUCAGUCUACCCAGAGUAUGAAAGUGAAUAACAGUAACAUUAUAAUAACCAUGACUAGUAUGUUCAAGACAGUAGAAGAAAAGAUGUAAUAAAUAGAUAAAAGGAUAGCAAAUUUCACCAGACAGUUAGAAUCCAUAAAGAGAAGUAAAUGAAAAUUGUAGAACUAAAAAAUUUUGAAAUUAAAAAUUCAUUAGAUGAGUUUAAAAUCAGAUUAAACACAGGAGAAGACUACAGAGUGUGCUGGAAGUUAAAUCAAUAAAAAUACUAAAAUUAAGAAUGC
Gorilla gorilla gorilla (western lowland gorilla) is the source of this 3073-nucleotide messenger RNA. It is a transcript of the gene OR4N5, whose product is annotated as olfactory receptor family 4 subfamily N member 5. Gene Ontology annotation, biological process: G protein-coupled receptor signaling pathway. Lineage: Eukaryota; Metazoa; Chordata; Mammalia; Primates; Hominidae. The transcript has 3 exons. The coding region runs from base 95 to 742 and encodes 215 amino acids. Gene Ontology annotation, cellular component: membrane. The record is from RefSeq and is a predicted model, not a curated record. Gene Ontology annotation, molecular function: G protein-coupled receptor activity; olfactory receptor activity.